CCAUGCUUGCAACAUGACUGCACCAUUGAGGACUCUCGGAGUCCACCUUAGCAAGCGCACAAAUACAAGCUUUCUACUGCAUGAAAGUCGCAGAUCUCUUCACCCCGAUGUCGAUCGUUACAAUACUAUCCGCCUGUUUUUCCAGCGGCAGCUUAUGACAUAUAGUUCUACACCACCGCCGACCUGCAGGAGGUCCACAUUCUACGCGAAAUAUACUCCAAGUUCCUCUAGGUUACGUACCGAAAACUUUUGGCAAAUGGGGACACUUCGGUCGCGUCAUAAACAUUCGGGCAGCGACGAGAGAGGUAGCAUACACGAGGGCGACCUCUCUCGCCAGCAGAGCAAAGCCCAACCCCCGGGGUCUGUCAGUUCUGGAAAAGGCGAUUCGGAACACGAUACGGGUGCUCAUAUUCCCCCUCCACCUUUAAAUCUCGACAAUUAUCCGCGUCUGUACCGCAGGUUGGCACUAUCCCUCUCUCACCUUCACCGCCCUACACGAGACGACUUCCUGAAAGUGGCCAAUGGAUUUUGGCAGCGUCUACGGAUCCGUUUCAAGUGGUUUACUAUACGUUCUUUUCGGAGAUUUAAUGCAGACGAUAUCUCCGCUUUCAUAACAUGGUUUUUAAUGAGCCAAACUCUAUGGAUCCUGGUUGGAACGACGACAUUCUUCUCGGUGAUUUUUGCGACUGCCAAUAGUCUGCAAUUGCAAGAGUAUGUCGCACGCGCCAUAAGCAACUACCUCACCAGUGAGACUGGCGUUACAGUCAUCUUCGAAUCUGCUAUCGUUCCUAAAUGGAAGGACUCUCGUAUCUCCUUCAAAAAUGUAUAUGUCUCCCGCAGACCAUCGCCCACCGCCCGUCCACCAGUGUCAAAAAAGCAUCUUGGACAUAAAGCGGCCGUCGGAUAUGAUGUCAGCAGUCACCCCGCAUACCACUACUUUGUGGAUGACGACGAAGAAGUAAUUGAGAAUCAUACCGAGGACGAUGUCAACUAUUCCAUGUUUGACCUCAAUGUAGACUCCAUAGACGUCACUUUAUCACUACAGCACUGGCUAAAUGGCAAGGGCCUUGUUGAGGAUGCUGUGGUCAAGGGCGUUCGCGGGGUAUUAGACCGUCGCUCUGUUUUCUGGGACCCAGAAAAUCCACUUGACCCGGCUGCAUUCCGUCAUGUUGCUAGCCAAGGCGACUUUGAGCUAAAUUCUCUGCAGCUCGAGGACGUCCUUGUAACCGUGUAUCAGCCGGGUGAUUUUAGACCUUAUACUGCCUCAAUUUUUCGUGCGGACAUAAGGACUUUCCGGAAGCAAUGGCUCUUCUAUGACUUUUUGCGUGCGGAAAAUGUCGUAGGGCAAUUUGACAACUGCCUGUUCAGUCUGCACAAACCGCAAAGCAUUGGUCGAACUACUGACCAGGAUCUCAAGGAUGGCAAAUGGUCGCGGAUGUCCAGGAUUCGCAUUGAUGGCGUCAAUAUUGAUCAUAUGCAAAACUCCACGACAUUGGAAGGUGGCCCCUUGUCAUGGAUAACAUCUGGGAAGGUGGAUGCAGUGCUGGAUAUAAAAUUCCCCAGAGACACAGAAGACGAAUUUGCGUUGAAUGCCAUCCUUGGUGAGCUCGCAGAUGCCAUCACCACGGCUGCUACUGCUUCUCUACCCAUUGAGAGGAUACCAGGGCAGCGAGAGCUUGCAAAACCGCCUCUUACUGCCCCCACGACCGAUGAAGAGAAGGACGUCGACGAUAAACCUAAGGUCGUCAUCGACAUAGAUUUGCGAUUUAGGGAUCUCAAGGCUGCUGUUCCGCUAUUCACAUCGGAUCUCUCAUAUGUCAACAGUGCGCUCAUAAGACCUAUAGUUGCAUUUAUGAACGCACAUCAUACCUUGGUACCUAUUCAUUGCAGAGUGAUGAAAGAUUUGAGUGAUUUUGACGGUGCUUGGACUAUGUGGGAAACUGGCCUCAUGGAUGAAAUUUCACAAAAGAUAUACGAUGCGCUCGCAUAUCACGUCUCCCAAGUCAACUUGAACAGGCGAGUGAAAGCGGUCAGCGUGUGGUCAUUGCAAAUGACUGCCAGUGCCGUACUGUCUGCUCUGAGAAACCUGGUGGAUCCGCUGUCCAUGCAGGUUAGGGAUCUGUAUUACGUGAAUGGCGUUCCAUAUGGUGCCUUAAUUCCUGGACCGUAGCCUGCGCCUCUAUUUAUUUGCAAAGCUGGGCAGGGGUCAUGCAAAUACCUUACUCAGGCUCACACAGGCAGCGGUUUGGACGCUUCCCAAUUUGCCCAUACCGACUAUGCAUGUUGAGGAGCUACUACUGCAGUGUCUGGUUGUUCUGUUCUCUCAACCGUAUUUUCUAACUUUACAAUCGAGAGAUGUUCUGACAAGGGAGCCCACGCAGAGUUGCGAAGGGUUCGCACGGCAAAAAAUACAAUCUCGUGUGCUUCUAAUACUUACAUUCGGUGGGCUUUGAGAGACCUUGGAUGUGAGCUUAGAGACAUACUUAAUUGACCCUGUCAGCGGAAACGUGAAUGGCGGAGAUGAUAUCAU
Messenger RNA from Suillus paluster, 2530 nucleotides. RefSeq names its product mitochondrial distribution and morphology protein-domain-containing protein. Bases 14 to 2170 code for a protein of 718 amino acids. The record is from RefSeq and is a predicted model, not a curated record. The transcript has 10 exons. Lineage: Eukaryota; Fungi; Basidiomycota; Agaricomycetes; Boletales; Suillaceae. Gene Ontology annotation, biological process: mitochondrion inheritance. Gene Ontology annotation, cellular component: mitochondrial inner membrane.